GGAGAGAAGCCUGCUGCACACUCGCCUCUGAGCAUCACCACCACCACCUCGUGCUGCUGGAUGAACAGGCGUGCUCCGCUGGUCCACCCUGCGAGAGUGUGUAUGUGUGUGUGUGCGCUUGUGUGAGAGAGUGUGCAUGUGUCUGGGAUGCUCCAUGCUGAGGAGGGAGGGAAGUGCCCGCUAAUUGCCCCUGGUCAUUCGAUCCCCAGCGCCCCGUGGUCUGCCGCCCGGCCCCAGCUAGAUGGUGUUCAGCCUGGCCAUGGAGUCCAACGAGGAUGGCGAGAGCUGGGUGGAGGAGCAGUGGGAGAAAUGGUUGACCCACGACAUAAGUCUGGAGGAGUACGAGGAUGACGACUUGUCCGAGGUCACAGAGAUUGGUGAUGAGCUUGCGCCCAGUCCUACCUACUGCACCGCGGAUGUGAACGGUCACAUGUCUGUGGCAGCCAAUGGAGCGGCCAGGCUGGCGGAGAGGAGGAGGGGGGCAGUGGAGCUGCAGUCGGAGAUGCUCCACUUGGACCUGAUCGAUGCAGAGGAGGGUGGGAUCCAGGAAGACGACGAGCGGCAGCAGCAGGAGGAAGAGGAGCCGAGGAGGAGGAGGAGGACAACGACGACGACAACGACGCCGAGGAGGAAGGAGCCCGUCCAUGCGGCCCGGCAGCCCACACGGCAACGGGAGGGGCCAGGGGGAGCCGCGCCGCCCGACCUCCGACAACCUCUGCUGAGGGAGCCAGCCCCCAUCGCCAUGGACACGUACCGGCCCAAAAGGCCCACCACCCUCAACCUCUUCCCCCAGGUGCCUCGCACUCAGGACACAAUAAACAACAACUCCUUUGGGGACAAGGACAGAAGGAAGGAGAAAGGCAAAGAGAAGGCAACAGGGGAACAGGGUAGCGAUGGAGGCAAAGUGCAGAGGGUUGACCGGACUUGCUCCAAGCGCACCAGUGGCCCCACCUCCACGUCCUCUCUCAAGGCUGCCGGGGAAUCCAAGCCUCAGAAGAAGCCCUCGACCACUCAGCACCAGAAACCUUCCACAGCCAAGUCCAACGCAGCAAAGUCCGGCACUGGGAAGUCCGGCACUGGGAAGUCCGGCGCAGUGAAGUCCGGAGCAGGGAAGUCCAACACCACCACCACUACCACUGCCCAGCCAGCCAUGAGGGAGACAACCGGGGAGCCCAUCCAGGAGCAGGUGAACAGCUGUUGUUCCGGUGGCCAGUCUGAGGAGGGGCAAGCAAUGGAUAGGCAGCAUAUGAGGGGGAGGGGCUACCGCUACUUUGGCGGUGUGGAAAUGAACUUUGCUGAUGGAGAUGACCAGCCAGAGCAAGAGGAGGAGGAGGAGGAAGAGGAGGUGAUCAGGCGGCAACGCAACGGCGAUAGCAGCAGCAGCGGGCGCCAGUCCCUAUCACAGAGCAGCGACAGCAGCAACCGCAUGUCCCUGAGCUCGGACAGUGAGGCCCCGCCACCGUGUCCACAGCACCACCACCCGCACCACCAAAACCACGUCCAGAAAAAGGCCUCCAUCAGCGAGGAGGACGAGGAUGAUGACGGGGUCUACCCCCCCACGCCGCCCCGCCGGACAGUCAGCCUCAGUGAGGCCGUGGGCAGGGAAACGGCCUGGAGAACGAUAGCGGAGGUGGACGAGGAGGAGGAGGACGACGUGGUAGUGGCUGCGGUGGCUGCUGGGGCCGGAGGGGCAUCAGUGACCGCAGGAGCAGGAGCAGCAGCAGCGACAGCAGCAGUGGAGGGAGGCCUGCGGCCGCCAGAGCGGCGGUCAAAGCAGCUUCCGGGCGCCAGCGGCCUGUCUUCUGACUCUGUCAAGUGCGCUGGGAAGUCCGCACUGGGAAGUCCGGGCGGACUGGGAAGUCCGGGCACUGGGAAGUCCGAGCAGGGAAGUCCGCACAACAUAGGAAGUCCCACAGAAUCCGGGGAGGGAAGUCUCAGGGAUUCACCUACACGCCCAGCCAGCCAUGAGGGGAGACAACCGGGAGCCCAUCCAGGAGCAGCACCACCACCGCAUGACCAAAAAACCACGGCCCAGAAAAAAGGCCCCGUCAGCGAGACAGAGAACGAGGAUGAUGACGGGUUCAGUGAGGCUACUUUGGAAGACAGUCUGAUGGAAGGCCGUGGGCAGGAAACGCCUGAAGAAGAGGGAGGGAAGCGGAGGGUGGACGCAGGAGGAGGAACACGACGCAGGCAGUGGCUGGCGGUGGCUGCUGGGGCCGGAGGGGCAUCAGUGACCGCAGGAGCAGGAGCAGCAGCAGCGACAGCAGCAGUGGAGGCGGAGGGGAAGCCUGCGGCCGCAGAGCCGGCGGUCAGCAGCUCGGACGCCAGCGGCCUGUCUUACGACUCUGUCAAGUACACGCUGGUGGUGGACGAGCAUGCGCAGCUGGAGCUGGUCAGCCUCAAGCAGUGCUACAAGGUCUACCAGGACAGCGACAGCGACGACAACACCGUCUACGAGUCGGCGCUGGAGGAGGAGGAGGAGGAGGGGGGCAGGGAGAGGCCGCAGAGGCGCUUAAAGAGAGAGCAGUCCUCAGGCCUCUCCAUGGCCACCACCACCGACUCCAGCUCGACGCCUCCAGCCCCAAGUAAGUUCCCAAGAACGGUUUCCUGUGCUGAUGUGUUGGUUCCAGGUGCGGAGACGUUUGGUUUGUUCUCCUGCGUCAUUGCUGGGGAGGAGCGGGAGCAGAGCCACAGAGCAGUGUUCAGGUUUGUCCCGCGUCACGAGGACGAGCUGGAGCUGGAGGCCGAUGAUCCACUCCUGCUGGAGGCCGAGUCGGAGGACCUGUGGUGCGAGGCCUACAACAUGCGCACCGGCGCCCGCGGCAUAUUCCCCGCCUUCUAUGCGGUCAAGGUUGCUAAAGAAACCGUGCAAGCCAAAGAGGAGAAAAGUGACUGGGUGGAUACCUUCUGGGUGAAAUUCCUUGGCUCUGUUCAGGUGCCAUAUCAUAAAGGAAAUGAUGUUCUUUGUGCAGCUAUGCAUAAGAUUGCUACAAACAGAAGAUUGCAAAUGCAAUUCAGUCCUCCUUCAAUGUGCGUAGUGGAGAUCAACAUGAGGGGCGUGAAGAUCAUUGUUCAAGACGACUGCCGGACUGCUGACAGAGGCGAUAAGUGUUGUCAUUUCUUCCAGCUGAAGAACAUUUCAUUUUGUGGAUGCCAUCCAAAAAACAAAAAGUAUUUCGGGUUGAUUACCAAACACCCAGCCUAUCAGAGGUUUGCCUGUCAUGUCUUCUUCUCAGAGGAGUCUACCACAGCCCUAGCCACGUCUGUGGGGAAAGCAUUCCAGCAGUACUACAAAGAACACAUGGCGUACUCUUGUCCAACAGAAGAUAUCUUCCUUGAAUAACACUGCACCUACUUAAUGUUUUGCAUCACGAUAGAUCAUUUAUAAAGUGUUGCAUGAUGGAUAAUAGAAACCCAUUUAAUGGUUGUUUUUACUUUGGGGUCUGGUGUAGACAAACAUAUAGGUUCACAUCCAUCUUAAGUGUCAUGACAUCGGCUUCCGUACUACUGGAAUUGCCAUUUCUAACUGAGUCUACCUACCUACCAGCUUUAUGGAAAGACCCAUUUCUUUAUAUUGCUAUAUUCCAGGUCUGACGUUGAGAGAACUUGAGAGGCAAUGUUGUAUAAAACAUGAACAAGCAGGUUAUAAUGUGCAGUUCCUAUUUAUGGACUUAAAGCACAAGAUGACACGGACCUCUCUCAGAGCUAGACCAGACUUCCAGGAGCCACCUGCUCCAGCCACCCACACAUGUAAUUCAUUGUAUCUCACAGCAUAGAUGGUCUUGAGAUCAGUGCAAAACACAUCUCCACGUCUGUUUGUAAGGCUAAGUGUUUGUCGGCACAAGCAGUGUAACACAGCCAAAAGUAAACUGGGUUUCUCUCUCUCUCUCUCUCACUGAAUGUUGACAUCCCGUUGUGUUUUCUUCCUUGGCUCACGGCAGUUACCAUGGAGCUGCUGUUCAAAGAGAGUGCUAGUUUUGCCUCACUGUUAAGAGUGGGGCCUCAUCGGACUCCCUGACUGCUACUAUACUCCAAGCUCUUGUGUAGCCUAUUAAUACCAAAUAUAUUGAAUUUAUUCAACUGCUCAAAAACUAUUAUUAAAGAAAUGUUAAGUUGCUAAAAUUAAAUGGUGAGGAGUUGAAGGUUGAACAAACUGAACGAUGUUUAGGGUCAGAUAACUUCAGAUGAAUACAUGGAAGCUGAAUUGAACUGAUGUGUUUGGUGUCAUAUGCUCAUCAGCUACAUCUCUGGCAUUGUGUGUAUAUAAAUAUUUCAUCUGAAUCUUGACAAAACCAGUGGAUGUGAUUGGAGAGAGAUGUGUGAAUAAGCCUAAUGCUGAAUGUCCAGUUUUAAUGUGACUGUGUUUCUUUCAGUGAAGCAGAAUUCUGAACAAUUGCAGAUUAUAUUAAUUAUUUAAUACUACGUUCAAAAAGACCAAACAUUAUCAGCCUUGUGUCUGUGGGUGGUAGAAGUGAGGCCAUGCGUGUCUUCAUAUCAAUCAUGCAAAAUCACAGAUUGUGCCUAUUUUAUUUUAUUUUUGGUUGUGAUUAUACAUUGUAUAUUGUCUUUUUUAUUUUGAAUGAUUCUGUGAGCACUGUGGAACUCCUAUUAAAUGCUAUUUGUAAAAGAA
Alosa alosa (allis shad) is the source of this 4630-nucleotide messenger RNA. It is a transcript of the gene mapk8ip1a, whose product is annotated as mitogen-activated protein kinase 8 interacting protein 1a. Lineage: Eukaryota; Metazoa; Chordata; Actinopteri; Clupeiformes; Clupeidae. Gene Ontology annotation, cellular component: cytoplasm. Gene Ontology annotation, biological process: regulation of JNK cascade. The record is from RefSeq and is a predicted model, not a curated record. The coding region runs from base 242 to 3343 and encodes 1033 amino acids. Gene Ontology annotation, molecular function: protein binding. The transcript is spliced from 14 exons.